AGCUGUCGGUUGGCAUUUCAGACGUGGCAUCGGGUGAGCAGGAGAGGAUCAGUGGUCUGAGGGGCGCAGGCAGACUGGUCUCGCUCUCGCUGCGAACGGAACCCCUCCGUCACCCCCGCCCGAGGCCCCUGGCACUGCAGCCAUGGCGGAGCAGUACAACGCCACUGACGCCAAGAUCUACAGGGACAGCAAGAUCAAAGAGAUCGACCUGGUCAACCGGGACCCCAAGCUGAUCAACGAGGAUGUGGUCAAGGUAGACUUUGAGGAUGUGAUCGCUGAGCCAGACAGCACCCACAGCCUGGACGGGGUGUGGAAGGCCAGCUACACCACCUUCACCGUGUCCAAGUACUGGUGCUACCGCAUACUGUCGGCCAUUUUCGGAGUCCCCGUCUCCCUGCUGUGGGGCUUCCUGUUCGCCUGCAUCUCCUUCUGCCACAUCUGGGCCGUCAUGCCCUGCAUCAAGUGCUGCCUGAUCGAGAACCAGUGCCUGAGCCGCAUGUACGCCAUCUGCAUCCACACCUUCUGCGACCCUCUGUUCGAAUCGCUGGGCAAAAUCUGCAGCAACAUCCGGGUGGCUCUGCGCAAGGAGGUUUAGGGAGGCUUAGUUUUUUGGGGGGAAGGGUGGGCCAGGGGGUUCUGGUACCACUGCCUACACUUACCUGCCCGAGCCUCUGCACAUCCAGUCAGCGUGUACGUCUGCUCUGAAAGGCUGCUCACUUUUUCCGCAGAGAAAUAUUUUGAUUUACCACCAAGUUCAGAGUGGUGGGCAGGUCCCCACUAGCUUCACUUCACACGACUAUGAUAUCGCUUAAUGUGUUGAAUCCUGAUGGGUCAAUGUGUCAAUUAUUAAUUAUUUAUUCAUUCAGUAAGCAAAGGGUUGUUCUGCCAUGUUAGACAAUGAAAAUGCUUUUAAAAAAUAAGCCAGUGUCAAUGGCUCUAGAUAACCUGCAUGGAUAGCACUCGGCUUGGCCUGAUAUCAGAAUAUUUCAUGGGCGGUUGUGGUUGCACCUAGCCAAGUAUGUGAAAACAAAGACAAAGCGAUCAGCUGAAAAAUGAGCUGUCUGCUGCCAUACUAAUCCACAACAUGCACUGCUCUCAAAACAGACAUGAAAUAUUGAUUGAAGAGAAUGACUGAUGAAGAAAUGUGUCAGGAAAAAAUAAUCUUCAGUUUCAGUCCUUCUUCUCCUCUCCUCAGUGUCAAUACUGCUUUUAACCACUAGGCGGUAUCAAGAGAAGCAUAUUGUGAGGACCUGGUAAACUUCCAUGGAUGGUCAGACAGAUGGAGACAGACACACACAUAGAAGCAUGCAAUUACUUUCGAGUCGCCUCAGUUUUAAUAUUAAAUAGUUAAUUCAUUUAUUCUUAACAUAACAUACUAUUUAUUUUCAAUAAAUAGCUGCUAUAUGUAUAUGGCUUAAAGGCUAUCUGACCUAUGUAAAGACAAUACAACUGCCACAAUUGAUAUUCACAAAGGAAGUUGAAAAGUUCAAGUUACCCCAUGGGAAUAAUGGAAUCACAAUAUUACCAUAAAAGCUGCAAAUUUGCCUUCAGUACAUGGCAGCCACCUGGUCUAUGUUCUACUGUAAUUUAUGUUUUUAUAAUGGAUGCAUCACUAUAUUCCUAUUCAACAAAUGCCUGUUUCUUUUUCUCAUGUAUUUCAUAUGUAUGUUUUUCAAUUAUCAUACAAUUGCAUAUGGCUUGAUGUAUGUUUUCUGUAUGCAAUUAUGUUUUAAUGGCUUAUGGUGGCCAUACUGAAUGUAAAAAAGGCUAUAUUGUGGAAUUAUGUUCUACAUAUAUUUCUUUUUUUUAAUUACAAUUUUUAUAUCCACACCCAAAGAACUGUUUGAAUAAAAGGAAAAUGAAACCUUUUGACUGUUUAAUAUAAAGACAAGAAAACAUAAAAAAUGCGGUAAACAAUUUUAUCUUGCAAUGACCCUGCAGUGAAAUGUAUCCUAAAAUGUACAUUAAAAGUGGUAAAUCCAUAUGAUCUAAUCCAUGGACAACAGGAACAAGAAGAUCCAACUACAGACUGCAGUUACAAAUGAAGUACCUUCAAAUCUGGACAGCAGCAGCCAUUUUCCUUUAUUUAAAUAUUUUCCUAUUUUUCAGAUGACCACUAUCAUCAUGAAUGUUUCCCUCUACACUGGUACACAAACCCAUGGUCAAUACAACAGCAACAAUAUGUGACCUGCUCCUUGAGUAAAGCAUUGUGUAAUGUCUGAAUAUUCAUGUUAUUUGUGUGCCCACCUUUUUAACACUUCCAGAAAUAAAUCUACAAAAACACA
Messenger RNA from Conger conger (European conger), 2285 nucleotides. It is a transcript of the gene cav3, whose product is annotated as caveolin 3. Gene Ontology annotation, biological process: caveola assembly; regulation of membrane potential. Gene Ontology annotation, molecular function: connexin binding; molecular adaptor activity; transmembrane transporter binding. The record is from RefSeq and is a predicted model, not a curated record. Bases 143 to 595 code for a protein of 150 amino acids. Gene Ontology annotation, cellular component: caveola. Lineage: Eukaryota; Metazoa; Chordata; Actinopteri; Anguilliformes; Congridae. The transcript is spliced from 2 exons.